Molecule: messenger RNA, 2949 nt
Organism: Cannabis sativa
Lineage: Eukaryota; Viridiplantae; Streptophyta; Magnoliopsida; Rosales; Cannabaceae
Product: pentatricopeptide repeat-containing protein At1g06270
Exons: 2
Coding region: 261-1298 (345 amino acids)
Molecular function (GO): protein binding
Source: RefSeq, a predicted model, not a curated record
UGGUCUAUACGCUCUGAAAAUGUUUCUUCUUCAUUUUAGAUUUACGAAUAUUAUUAGCAUUUCUUUCUAACCUACUGAUUUAAUUUCCUUGGCUUAACACAUUGGCUGAAAGCUUUACUUAUAUAUGCUCUCUCAUGGGAAUACCUUAUACAUUUAUAUUUUUAUAUUGAUUUCAGGAAUGGUGUAUGACUGUAUGUGUUCUCUGUCGAUUUCCAUACAAGUUUGGUUUCCAAGUGUAAUAUGUCUUGUAGCCAUAAAACAUGGCUAUUCGAAAGACAAAACUUUGGACAUCUCUUGUACAUUUUUCUUAUGCUAUCCUGCAAUUUCGUUCAGCAUACUCAGUCUCUUCAAUGCAAAUGGUCCUCCAAGAAAAAAUCAAACAAGUAGUGAUGGUGAAAACCUAUGAGAAAAUUCCUGAUCUCCUCACAUCCUUUGAUCAAGCUCGCCAAAACCCAAAUCCUUUUUCUUUCCUUUCUGCCCUUCCACUGAUGUCUAGGACACAGAUAAUUGAUGAAAUUUUGCAGUCAUUGAUUCCUAUUAGACCUCGCUCCAGGCCCCAAAUUGCUUAUGCUUGCCUUCUUUCCUACACUUUGGAAAGCCCCAAUCCUCUCCCUCUUUCCCUUGUUGUUCUCCAACGAACUCUUCGUUCAGGUUGUGUCCCUGUCCCCCAAACCCAUCUUGCUCUUUCUUCUGUGUGGCUGAAACACUACCACCACGAACCUCACUCCAUCCAGGACAUCUUAAAGGAGAUGAAAUCAAUUGGAUACAAUCCUGACUGUGGUACUUGCAACUAUCUCAUAUCAUCUCUAUGUGCUGUUGAUCAGUUGACUGAGGGAGUUAAAGUCUUAAAGGGUAUGGCUCAAGCAGGAUGUAUACCUGAUUCAGAGAGUUAUGAUACAGUAAUAAAAGCAAUGUGCAAAGUCAGGAGGACAGCUGAGGCACUAGACAUGAUUAAGAAAAUGGUCCAGAAAGUUGGAUUAACUGCAAGACAGGGAACUCUAGUAAAAGUAGUAGCAGCAUUGCGGGCAAACAGAGAAAUGUGGAGAGCAGUUGAUAUGAUCGAGUUUUUGGAGAAGGCGGGUCAUGUUAUCGGCUUUGAGAGCUAUGAGUUGGUGGUUGAAGGAUGUUUAGAGCGUGGUGAGUAUAUUUUGGCAGGAAAGGUGGUCGUAGGGAUGACAAAUAAAGGAUUUCUCCCAUAUAUUGGGGUGAGACAGAAGCUUGUUCAAAGGUUAGCAAGUAUUGGUGAAUGGAAGCUUGCAUGUGAUGUGCGGCACAGGUUUGCAGAAUUGCAGUCAUAGCUUUUUGUACGUGUUUUCCAGCUUGGUCUCUGCAAUGGUCACUGAAUAUAGUGGGGACAUGGAAAUUAGGAUAAUGACAUGUAAACAAAGCUUCAGUUGAAUAUGACAUUGUGUUAUAGCUAAAGAAACUUGUGUCCCUAAGUUAAAAUCAUGUUAUUUACUAAAGCACGGGUGAAAGCCACACCAGCUCUUUUUGUACGCCAUUUUCACAAUGAUAAUGAGUGCUUAGUAUUAGUAUGAGAUGGUGCCCUAUAAUUGGUUAGUGAUUUUUUAUAAUCUUUAUUAAAGUAAAAUUAGUAGGAUCUAAUUUUGAAUUACAUCAAUAGCGAUAUUACACUUCAUAAAAGUGCUAGGGACUAUAGGUGUCCUUUUGUAUUUCUCUAUUUUUAAUUGUGGAAAGGAAUUUCAGAAUUUUUGAGGGAUGUAAAAGCUCAGCAGAAGAUUUGUGGGAGAAAAUUAAGUUUUGGUUAGCUAUGUGGGUGUACAAGUCCAAAUAUUUUGAGGAUUUCUCGUUUUUAAAUUUAAAUAGAGAGUGAAAUAUCUUGCGUAAGAAACUUGACACUGAUGUUGUAGAACUAGAUGAGAGUUUCUUUUUAUGUCCUAUAUUGUAAAGAGUGCUUUAUAUUGCCUUUUUGUUUACUACGGUUUUCCUCCGCCACAAGUGAGGGUUUUAAUUUCGAUAACGGGAGAGGUCGGUCUAAAACAAACGACCUCUUUCUCUUAUUUAAAAAAUUAUUGCGUAAAACAAUUACUUUCGUUUGCUUUUAUUCUAUUGAGUUGUUUGAAGAAGUUGAUCUAUUUUCCAUGGUCACAACAACUAGGAAGGUUGAUUAUUCAAUCAGGGCUCCUCCUGAAAUACAGUGCUAGGAAUUGAUUAGAUCAAGAUGUAACGUGCAUGAAGCAUGAGCGUAUGUCAGUCUGUUCAUCGCUUUCAGUAUAUACUUAUAACAGUAUCCAGGUUUUUUUUCUAUUAGUCCCUAUUAUUACCUGGUUUGCUUUAUGUAAAUUUCACACUAUUGGGGUAGCACAACAUAACCAUUUGCUGUUGUCAUUAGUAACAUCUGAUAGAAUUACGUUUAUUAUAAUUUUUAUUCAACAUCCACUAAUAAUUCAUCAAGUUUUAAUCCUUCAAAGGGUAGCUGGCUUCCAUGGCAAUACCACAUUGACCUCUCUUAUUUGUGGAAUCACGUUUCAUCUUUAUGUAACCAGAUUCACCCCAGUUAGUUCCCCAUGAAUUCUUCACAAGCCAAUACUUGGAGCCAUUCUCUUCACCAUAUCCUACUAGUGUUACACCAUGAUUAAGGUCGGUUCCACAUUGUCCGGUGAAGACACCAUGGGAAUAGAGUUGAAAUUCAGAACUAGCAGCAUCAAUUGCAACAGAGAUAGGUUGGUGAGCGGCUGCAGUUUGUAGUUUUCCUUCAUCAUUGGCAGGUACUCUUUCGUAACCACUUAUUGUCACUUUUCUAUUUUUUACCUUUUCGCGUUUGCACAGGCCAUCAUGUCCUUUGUAAGGAUAAUUUUUCUCUGUGGUGAGUCCAUUCCUUUCGAUAUAUUCAAAUGCUUUGUCCAUGAAUCCACCUCUGCAGCCAAGGUUCCCUGAGGUAACAUCGCAAUCCAUUAGCUGCUGUUCCGAUAAAGACACCAAUUUCCC